AUGUUCCACGCCGCAACGUCUCUACAAGCCAGCGAAUUCCAAUCGGUUGAUAACAGUACCGCUGCGGCGAACCCCAGUCAGAUGGGACCUCGCGCGGACUACAUGACACCAGGCUACUCUCGGAGUGCGUCCGUGGUCAGUUCUAUGGUCGGGAGGCAAGAUGAAGAUAUAUCGUCAAUCAUGAUGCGUGGAGCAACUGAUCUGAGGAAUGCGAAGUACGCGAUUGAAGAACAGCGCCGGGAGAUAGCUUUCCUCCAGUCGCAGCUCGAUAAUGUGAAGGGAGAGAAAGAAGAGGCACUCAAGCGUCUACAGUCGGUCAAAGACGCCGCAAAGCAGAGCCUUGAGAAAAGUUCCAAGAGCCUGAGCAAUCUAGAGGAUGUCAUGAACGAACUGAAGAUUAGGUCACAGUCAUCAUUCGAGGUGGUAGCGAAAGCACAGAGCACACUGCCAGAUAUCCAAGAGAUGCGUGAAACUGUAUCCGAGGCCAUGAGAAGUAUCGAGCCGUUCCUAGAUGAGGAUGGAAUCCCUGUCAAGAGUUCCGAAACUCGCCAACUCGUGGACACGCUACAGCUCGAAUGUCAAAAGUCUCAAGAGGUUACGGAUAUGCUGCGUGACAAGCUGUCCUGUGUAGGCGCGGAACUCGUGGACGCGAGGAACCGUGUAACGGGACUGGAGAACGCACAAGUUAUGGACCGUGCUGCGCUACAAGAAUCCUCGAGGAGCGAACAACUGACCGAUCUAGCGGAGGCGAUGAAGAAGCAACAGCAGGAGCUGUAUGAUAUUCUGUCGAUUGCUGCCGAGGCGGAUGCAAAGCUGUGUGCCUCCAAUGAACGCAUUAGUGAAUUGACUGUAGUGCUUGAAGCAAAGGACUCCGAAUUAGGGGAGUUGCGUAUGGUCAAGCAUCACAAUGAUAGUCUUGUACACCAAAUCUCGGAAAUGGAAGCUAAGAUCGAAUCGCUAGAGCGAAUCGCCGAAGAAGUGGACGGCAUUCGCAAGCUCAUCUCCGAGAAGGACCUAUGUAUCAAUACACUCGAGGUAUCUCUCAAGUCAAGGGGGGAACUUGCAGAGGAACUGAGGUCCAGACUUGUGGACCUCGAGUCACGCAUGGCCAACGACAAUGAGAAGAUCAGAGAACUUACAGGCGAGCUGCGAGAGUACAAGGCGCGUGAGACCGCAGCAGUCAAAGAGGCCGAAUGCCGCAAUUUGGAGCUCCAGCAAACGCUUCAGAGGUCUGCUACUGUUGAAGAGGCACUCGACGCCGUCAAGAAGGAAUCAGACCUCCGCAAUGAGAAACUGCAUGAUGCGAACACCCGUUGCCAGAUCCUCGAAGAACGUUUCGAAGAGCAGUCGAUAACCCUCACAGUUACCCGGGAACAUAAUGGGGACUUGCAGGAACGCUUGAUCACUAGCGAAGCUACUCAUGCGCGAGCCUUUGAAUCUGCAACUGGGGAUCUAAAAUGCGAGAUUGCACUGCUGAAGGAGCAGAAUGCCCAAUUGCAGAACAUCGCCAGCCAGUUAGACCUCAAGAUCAAAGGUCAAGAAGGAGAGUUAUCAGUGAUGGCGAAGGAUUACGAAGAGAGACUCAAGAAGCAAGAAGAGCUACAUCGUUCUCGCGAGGACGCUGAAGAGAAACGAGCUAGCCGCGCAGAGUACGACCUCGCGGCGUCUCGUGUUAUGGUACAAUCGCUUCAAGAGAAACUGGACCUCACCACCACAGAGGCUCAGAGUAUUCGCGAAAGACUGAACGAGGCAUUGCUCCCUGAUCCAACUCUUACGAUGGAGGUGACUGCCCUAAAGCUCCACAUCCAGAACCUAGAAGCAGAGCGGCAUAAACACCUUGAACGGGCUAAGACAAUUGACAUACGCUACAAACGAGGAGAUCUGAACGAGGAGGAGCAGACGUUCAUCAACACCCUCGUGCAAACGUCCCAGGCCAUUCAUGAACAGGAACUCAUUGCAAAGGGUAAUGACCUACGCCGCCGCGACAACACUAUCAAGGAGUUGCGCGCCAAAGUGCAUCUCCUCGAGUCUAGCGUGGCUAAGCUCCUCAAGGCCCAAGCGCAAGCGAAGAUGGCGCCGCCAGCAACAGAGAACAGGUCGAUGAUCAAUCCCGCAGCGUGGACAUCGUCCGAUCCCAGUAGCUCCCCACCUAACUCUGGUUCUCAAGCACCGGAUAGAGACAUUCCAAAGGAGUCGACAAACGUGGAUAACCCGGUCACCGCGAAGUCGACACCAGCACCAUCUCGCGUCCCCAUACGACCUAUACUUGCUGUGUCUACAGGACCAUUGCAAGUGACACCAGUGCAAGUCAAAGAUAUCAAUGAACAAGGGAAAAGCGCGACUAAGGCACCGAAGACGCCAGCUGCCAACCGCAUCCCUGCGCUCGAUCCCAUAGGUCAUUCAGCUCCUGCAAAGCCCGCCUUCGGUAGACUUGCCAUGGCCUCGUCUGACGAGAUCGCCGAGUUCGAUGUACCACUUGCUACAGUCUUGCGGAAGAGAGACACGAUCGAGUCGCCACGCAGAUCCGCCGAGAGUGUGACCGUGUCGAAGCCACCACUGAAACGUUUGAGGACAUCCGCACGUAUUGCCGACGAACGGGCAAGCGGAGCAUCCACUAACAAGCUCCCGAUCCCGACCUCUACUUCGAAGGCUAAAUCGCGUAAGCGGCGUUGA
This is a messenger RNA of Fomitopsis serialis, 2673 nucleotides long. RefSeq lists its product as uncharacterized. The coding region runs from base 1 to 2673 and encodes 890 amino acids. The record is from RefSeq and is a predicted model, not a curated record. The transcript is spliced from 20 exons. NCBI's taxonomy places the organism in Eukaryota, Fungi, Basidiomycota, Agaricomycetes, Polyporales, Fomitopsidaceae.